Cygnus olor (mute swan) is the source of this 1152-nucleotide messenger RNA. Its product is annotated as vegetative cell wall protein gp1-like. The record is from RefSeq and is a predicted model, not a curated record. Bases 1 to 1152 code for a protein of 383 amino acids. Lineage: Eukaryota; Metazoa; Chordata; Aves; Anseriformes; Anatidae. The transcript is spliced from 4 exons.
AUGCGAGCGGCGAUUGGUCGCCGAGCCCCACGGGCCCUGAGCCACCUGCCUGCCUGCCCUCCCCUCCUUCCCCUCCCCUCGCCUCGGCAGCCCCGGGUUGCGCCACGCAGGAAAAGCCGCCGCAGCUCUGCCCGCGGCGCUCGUCCCCUCCCCGAGUGGCUGGUGCCUUGCGCACCCCCCAAAAACAGAUCCUCCAUCGCUUCAGGGACCCCCCCGGACACUGUCGUUCCCUCAGAGACCCCCCCAAAACAGCUCCUCCAUCGCCACAGGAACCCCCCCGGGCACUGUCAUUUCCUCAGGGAACCCCCAAAACCGCUCUUCCAUCGCCACAGGGACCCCCCCGGGCACCACCACUCCCUCACGCACCCCAAACCCAGCUCUCGGCACCGCCAUUCCCUCACGCACCCCAGGACUCCGCUCCUCGUCACCACAGCACCUCAAACCCAGCUCCUCAUUGCUACAGGGACCCCCCCGGACACCACUGUUCCCUCACGCACCCCAAACCCUGCUCCUCCAUCGCCACAGGGUCCCCCCUCAGGACCACCAUUCCCUCAGGCACCCCCAAACCCAGCUCCUCCAUCGCCACAGCGUCCCCUCAUCACCACAGCAUACCCCCUCAACACCACCAUUCCCUCAGGCACCCCAAAACCCCACACCUCAACGCCAUGGGGUCUCCCCACCGCCCCAGGAUCUCCUCUUGGCAUCAUCGUCCCCUCAGGCACCCUAAACCCCACUCCUCGACGCCACAGGGUCCCCUCCGAUUCCUGCUGCUCCUUCACACGCACCAGAACCCACCUCCUCAGCACCAUACCAUUCCCUCCGUCCCCUUCCAGCACGAUUCCCUCCGGCACCCUGAAACCUCGCUCCUCAACGCCACGGUGCCCCUCUUCCAGCACCAUUCCCUCUCAAGCACCCCAAAACCCCCUCAGUCAACACCUCACCAUCACCUUCCCAGCACCGCCAUCCCCUCCGGCACCCCAAAACCCCUCUUCUCCUCAACAUCUCACCGUCAUCCUCCAGCACCCCAAAACCCCACUCACCACCAUAGCGCCCCCCUCCCAGCACCACCAUUCCCUCAAGCCCCCAAAUCCCCUCUCUCAACUCCUCAUCAUCCUCCUGCACCCCAAAACCCCACUCACCACCAUACCCUAA